GACUCAUCAACAAAUAUGGAUGACAGACAGCCCCCGCUGAAUCAAAGGUUAGUGUACCAACACAAAUGGUCAGAACAGUGUGAGUGUUCUGCCAGAGAGCACUCUCCUCUGACUCUUCUGGAUGUCAUUGGAUCGUCUGCCAUCAUGCAUUUAAAGCUCCUCUUCUUUUGCCUGCUCUUGGCAGCGCUGCUCAUACCUGCCGAUCUGAAACCUAAAAAGGACAAAAAACAUCAUCGACAUCGACAUGGUCAUGGUCAUGAUGGACAUGGGCAUCAUAGACAUGAGAAAAAGAAAAUAAAAUUUGACCAGAUUAUUGGGGAUUAUUUCUUUCAGAUCAUGGAGCGAGCUAAUGGUGAUGACGAUGACGAGGAUGAUGAUGACCGCAGCUUUUUAGACUGGAUUUUUGACCUUCAGGAGCCACAAGGUGACUGUGACCCAAAUCCUUGCUUACACAAUGGAGUGUGUGAGCAGAAAGGCAAGAAAAAAAUCAAAUGUGACUGUCCCAAACCUUUCAAAGGAAGACGAUGCGAGAAAGGUCCAAAAGCUUGUAAGAUGGGUAGAUGUGGACGUGGUGAAUGUGUGCUGACUUCCACUGACCCCUUUUAUGAAUGCAAGUGCAAGGAGCCAUUCCAGCCACCGAGGUGCAUAAGAGCUGCACCGUGUGAGAAUUCACCAUGUAAAAAUGGUGGAACGUGUAUCAGGGACGGUAACGACUUUGACUGCCAGUGCGCUCCAGGGUACAGAGGACGCUUUUGCCAUGUUGGCCCUGAUGACUGCUAUGUGGACGAUGGAGAGUCAUAUCGUGGAAAUGUGAGUGAGACAGAUGAUGGUGAUGAAUGCCUAUACUGGAACUCACACUUUAUCCUGGAUAAAGGAACAAAUCCUUUCAGCUCCUUCGAGGACCCAGACGGACUUGGCCCUCACAACUUCUGCAGAAACCCAGAUGGGGAGAGAAUGCCCUGGUGUUUCUACAGAAGGGGCCGCAAGUUGCGGUGGGACUACUGUGAUGUGACCGAGUGUCCUGAGCCAACAGAUGUGACACCAACUGAUAUAAUUCCCACCAUCCCUGAUCCGAGUGCCCAUCCAGAACCUACAAAACCUGAACCUACAACUCUACAACCAACAACCCCCAAACCCUCAAUGACUACCAAUCCCCCAGUGACUUCUAAACCCCCAGUGACUUCUAAACCACCAGUGACUACUAACCCCCCCAUGACUACUAAACUCCCCGUAACUACUGAACCCCCUACUACUGAAGGCCAGGCUCCACAGCCUACUCCUGUAGCCACUGAAGGUCCUACCAUCCCCAGUACCACUGCUCUGCCUAAACAGUUCUCCACCUGUGGAAAGCCUCAUGCAAAACAAGCUCUUACCCGAAUUUUUGGAGGUCUAAAGGUUCCUCCUGGGGCUUUACCCUGGCAAGUGUCUUUGCAAGUGAGACCAAAGAACACCAACCUGCCACACAGACACAUCUGUGGAGGAGUUCUCAUUGCCAGCUGCUGGGUACUGACAGCAGGACACUGCGUUGAUCAAACAAAGGACAUGCAGGUGAUGUUGGGAAGUCUGUCACUGAAUGUGGAGGAACCCUCAGAGCAAGUCCUACACGUUGAAGAGGCUAUUGUACAUGAGAACUUUAGGGAGACUCCUAAAGCUGUGUACAAUGACAUAGCUGUGCUGAGGCUGAAUGGUACUGACGGUGUUUGUGCCACUGAGAGCCAGUUUGUAAAGACAGCCUGUCUGCCUGAUGCCAGACUGCCUGAUGGCAAGGAGUGUACCAUUUCUGGAUGGGGUGCCACAGAGGACUCCGAGUUAGGUUCCAACCACCUGCUGAAGGCCAAUGUUUUGCUGAUCAACCAGGAGAAAUGCGCUGAAGAUGCUGUUUAUGGUAAAACGUUGGAUAAUACCAUGUUCUGUGCUGGUUACCUGCAUGGAGGUGUUGAUUCCUGCCAGGGUGACUCUGGGGGACCCCUGACUUGUAAGGAGAACAAUACCAGUGUUGUUUAUGGUGUGGUGAGUUGGGGAGACCAAUGUGGGAAGAAGAACAAGCCUGGGGUCUACACACAGGUCACUCACUUCUUGGACUGGAUCAAAUUGAAGACUCAAGCAACAUUUCCGUAAGAAUAUUCCAGUCAGUGUACCCACAGGCCUGCCUGGGAAUGGAGCAAAUCCUAUUCAUAAUGUUAAGCUUUUGAAUUAUGAAUUUUGUUUUUUUUUCGCAAUAUUUUCUUAGUCCAUCAUCUUUACAUCAGUCAAUGGUCUCUCGGUUCUCCAGUCCUUGAAGAAAUGGAGUCAAAGUUUUAAAGUGACCAGACAUUUACAGCCCACAAAUGCUUUUUGUCUUGAGUGUUUCUUUAUGCUGUUUAUAUUUGUCUGUACAUCCUCAUCAGGACCAAGGCUGGCUCAUCUGAACUCAGAUAAGAGUCGUACCGAAACCCACAAAUGACAUCAAAUAAAUAUUUUAUUGUCAUAGG
Messenger RNA from Solea solea (common sole), 2471 nucleotides. Its product is annotated as hyaluronan-binding protein 2-like. Gene Ontology annotation, biological process: proteolysis. The transcript is spliced from 13 exons. Lineage: Eukaryota; Metazoa; Chordata; Actinopteri; Pleuronectiformes; Soleidae. The coding region runs from base 16 to 2118 and encodes 700 amino acids. The record is from RefSeq and is a predicted model, not a curated record. Gene Ontology annotation, molecular function: serine-type endopeptidase activity.